This is a messenger RNA of Eruca vesicaria subsp. sativa (arugula), 870 nucleotides long. The record is from the annotation of a GenBank genome assembly. NCBI's taxonomy places the organism in Eukaryota, Viridiplantae, Streptophyta, Magnoliopsida, Brassicales, Brassicaceae.
CCCCACCUUCUGUUGUUGUUACAUUUCUUUCGUAUUCAUUGAACCAAACAAGGGUACAUCAUGAGCUCUGACAACAGAUAUAAUGAUCACUUAAUCAAUCCCAAUCCCGACCGUUGGUUCUUGCCAAGCGCGGCUUCUUACGAUAGCAGUAGCAAGAUUCUACUCAUCACCAUCGUUGCUUUCUCUAUUAUCAUCCUCACCGUCUUCGCUCAUCAUCUAUACACAAGGUUCGUUCUCCGCCGCCGUAGAUCCACCGUCCAAGGCCAUUCUUUCACCGUCGUUACUCAACCGCUCAAACGUGGGCUCGAUAUAGUUGCAAUUGCUUCUCUCCCUACGUUCGUGGUUGGAGUCAACGGUGAUGACGUCUCGCCUACGGAAUGUGCAGUGUGUCUAACCAUGUUGGAGGAGAAAGAUACGGGAAGGAUGUUACCAAACUGCAAGCACGUGUUUCACGUGACAUGCGUUGACACAUGGCUCACCACGAGCUCUAGUUGUCCCAUUUGUAGAACUGAAGUCGAGCCGAGUCAUAGGCUUGAGCCUGAGCCAAGAGAAGGGCCAGUUGGGGACGGUGCAUCUUCGUCGGAUUACAAGAGUGGCGUGUCAUCGGUUUCGCGGUUAGAUUCGUUUCGGAGGAUUAUGACAAGGGAAAGAUCUUCGGACAGGAACGAUCAUUCUCGCGUUGACCAAGAUCGUGUAAUAGAUCUUGAAAGACAAUGAUUAUAACAAGUAUUGUUCACGUUAUAAAAGUACUCUUGUUCCUUUAUAGUUUCCAUCUUCUUACUAAAAUCUUUGUAUGUUAUUGUACAAAAUACACAUUACUACAAAAGCUGUUGUUGAUCAACGUGUGAAAAGAAAAACAAAAAGUGUUGA